Molecule: messenger RNA, 2769 nt
Organism: Mya arenaria
Lineage: Eukaryota; Metazoa; Mollusca; Bivalvia; Myida; Myidae
Product: N-acetylgalactosamine-6-sulfatase-like
Exons: 14
Coding region: 8-1561 (517 amino acids)
Molecular function (GO): arylsulfatase activity; N-acetylgalactosamine-6-sulfatase activity
Source: RefSeq, a predicted model, not a curated record
GUUCAAAAUGGCGGACGUCAAAGUGUUGGUCUUGUUGAUGUUUACUUUAUCGGUAACAUGCAUUCGCGCAAAAGAAAAGCCCCCAAAUUUUGUAAUCAUGCUGAUGGAUGAUAUGGGAUGGGGAGACUUGGGUGUCUUUGGGGAGCCCAACAAAGAGACGCCCUACCUGGACAAGAUGGCACAGGAAGGCAUGGUCCUGCCAAACUUUUACUCAGCAAAUCCUCUCUGCUCACCUUCAAGAGCUGCUUUGAUGUCAGGAAGGCUGCCAAUCAGAAAUGGGUUCUAUACAACCAAUGAUCAUGCAAGAAAUGCUUACACCCCUCAAGUGAUUAUGGGAGGUAUUCCAGAUGAGGAAAUUCUGCUGCCAGAGAUCCUGAAAGAUGCUGGAUACCGAAACAAAAUCAUUGGCAAAUGGCAUCUGGGUCAGCAGCCACAGUACCACCCACUAAAGCACGGGUUUGAUGAGUGGUUUGGAGCCCCUAACUGCCAUUUUGGGCCCUAUAAUAACAAGAAUACGCCCAAUAUUCCUGUUUAUAAAAAUGCAGAAAUGGUCGGCAGGUAUUACCAAGACUUUGUUAUCGAUAAACAGACUGGAGAGUCCAAUCUCACUCAGAUGUACAUUCAGGAAGCACUUACCUUUCUGGAAGCCGAAGCAUCGUCAGGGAGCCCUUUUUUCCUGUACUGGGCAGUAGACGCCACACACGAACCACUGUAUGCCUCCAAACCAUUCCUGGGCAAAAGCCAUCGUGGACUUUAUGGAGAUGCUGUUAUGGAGCUGGAUUUCGGGGUCGGACAAAUCUUGAACAAACUUAUGGCCCUUGGAGUGGCGGAGAACACAUUUGUAUUCUUCUCCUCAGACAAUGGAGCUGCUACCUAUGCUAAAACACAUGGUGGGAGCAAUGGACCCUUCCUGUGUGGUAAAGAAACAACAUUUGAGGGCGGAAUGCGAGAGCCUGCGAUUGCCUGGUGGCCCAACAGAAUAAAACCAGGACAGGUCUCCCACCAGCUCGGUUCCCUGAUGGACUUGUACACAACACUUGCUAAACUGGCAGGCCAGGAACCACCAUCUGACAGAGUGGUUGAUGGGAUAGAUCUCAGCCAGGCUCUUCUACAGAAUAAUGUUGUUGAUAGACCAAUAUUAUAUUACCGUGGCAACGAGCUAAUGGCAGUCAGAUUGGGGGAUUACAAGGCUCACCUGUGGACAUGGACUAACUCCAUACAGGAAUUCAAUAGGGGUAUAGAUUUCUGCCCAGGUGAGUCCAUUGCCAACGUUACAACACAUGACCAAGUCAACAACACAGCUCAGCCCCUGCUGUUCCAUGUAGGCAGAGACCCGGGCGAGAAAUAUUUCAUCAGACCCCACACCUCUGAAUAUAAACAGAACAUAGGUGGUAUCCUGUCAGUGGUAGAGGAUCACAAGAAACACCUUGUUCCUGGCAAACCACAGCUUAACUGGUGUGAUAAUUCUGUUAUGAACUGGUCCCCGCCUGGAUGUGAGAAGUUGGGACAAUGCUACAAGGGACCACCAUCCAACCCACAAAAAUGUGUCUGGCCCCACUGAUUAGGAUUAAUAAGGGGGUUGGGACAGGGGUUUAAUGACAUUGUUCAAUCAAAUGGCCUAGUCAAUUUAUUUAAAGAACUUUCCUUAUGGCUGUUUUACAAAUACUUUAUAAGGUUCAGUUGUAAGAUUUUCUAUGCAAAUAUUUAGAUGUUUAAUACUAGUAAUGUCGGUUUUCUGAAAGCCUGCGACAUUAAGCUAUAAUACUUCACUAAAACUGGGGUGAAGAGAAUAAGCCAAAACAGCCUAUGUCCCAGACAAUCGGCAUGACUUUGAAUCAAAUAUGUGUUGUCUAUAAGUGGGGUUUAUAGGAAAAUGGGUUUAUUGGGAGUUUUGGGGGUUAGGGAGGGAGGGGAGGGGUCUGACCUGUGAGGCAUUAAAAGUUUUUUUUAAGGCCAGAAUUAUAUUUAUAUCAGGACCGACUAUUUAUGAAAAAAGUAAUUAUCAGAAGGGCUGGAGCACGUAUCAUAUGCACUUACUGGGAGACUUCACAUUCCAGCUUUACAAAUUGUUAUUUUAUGAGAUUAUAACCAAACUUUUGUCUAUUAGGGAAUGUUGAUAUUGUUUAAAUAUAUUUUGUAUGUAAAUAGGAGGGGACAUUUAUAUUUGAAAUCUCUUUCAUUUGUUAGAAUCUCUGAAUGGGUCUAUUGUUUAGAACUUUGUUAAAGUUAACAACAUUGUUAAUGUCAUCGUCAUUAACUUUCGAAUCUGUAUUGCUCUGGAUGUUGCACAGAUACACUUACGCUCUGCAGUGUGCCUAUCAAGAUUUGGGACAACGUUAUAGCUGUUCUAGCUUUAAUUAAAUGUAUGAGCUCAUCAUAGAAAAUUUCACCUUUAAGAGUUAACAGCGAUGUCCUUAAUCAUGUUGUUAACUUUAACAAUAUUCUGAACAAUCGACUCUCAUUAGUUGUUCUUUGCUAUCACCAAAGUGCUUGUUUUUCAUACAGACUUUUUUGUCACAUUCUUUUGCAUUUAUCUUGUAUUGUUUCUAUGAUCAUAUUGAAAUGUCUGUGAUAGCAUACCACUGUAAUUUCUUUAAUUUAAAGGCAUAAUAAUGGGCAAGCAUUGUUUCAUUUGAUGAGGAAUGUAUUUGCUUUUAUAGAGACUCAUUCAUGUUUUAUAGGUUCAGACAUCGAAUAUAUAUUCAUUCUGUGUGACAUGUAAACAAAAUGCUUGUAAUAACCAUAGAACAUUAAAAGUUUAAAUUAGAA